Messenger RNA from Alligator mississippiensis (American alligator), 723 nucleotides. Its product is annotated as olfactory receptor 10A2-like. Gene Ontology annotation, biological process: G protein-coupled receptor signaling pathway. Gene Ontology annotation, cellular component: membrane. Gene Ontology annotation, molecular function: olfactory receptor activity. The record is from RefSeq and is a predicted model, not a curated record. The coding region runs from base 1 to 723 and encodes 240 amino acids. NCBI's taxonomy places the organism in Eukaryota, Metazoa, Chordata, Crocodylia, Alligatoridae. The transcript has 3 exons.
AUGGCAGUUAAUACCUGGUUAUGUCCCUGCAACCCUCUGUGUUACACCGUCAUUAUGAAUAGGAGAUUCUCUUUCCAAUUAGUAGUGGCCUCAUGGAUUUCAGGGAUACCUGUGGGAAUAGUACAGACCAUGUGGCUUUUUAGUUUUCCCUUUUGUGGUCAUAAUGAAAUUAAUCACUUCUGUGAUGGACCCCCAGUGUUAGUGCUGGUGUGUGCAGACACCUCCCUCUUUCACAUCUAUUCCAACACAGCUACUUUUCUUAUUGUAAUUUCUCCUUUUGUGCUGAUCCUAGCAUCCUACACAUGUAUCCUCUGUACUGUGCUGAAAAUGCAGUCAUUGAAUGGAAAACACAAAGCCUUCUCUACUUGCUCCUCUCACCUUAUGGUUUUGACUCUUUUGUAUAUUACCUUCAGCUUGACUUACAUCCAGUAUAAGACCAAGUACUGGCCCAACACCAAUAAAAUAUUGUCUUUCUCCUACACAGCCAUUACUCUCAUGUUAAAUCCCAUUAUUUACAGCAUGAGGAACAAUAUAGUGAAGGGGGCACUAAGAAGGACCCUGAGCAGGAACACAGACGUUCCCACCAGAGAUCUAACAUCAGCCCAAGUACAGAAAAUUGACAUGAUAAUGCAUUGUCCUGGAGGUUCAGUUUUCCAGGUCUUGAACAUCCUGAAUUUAGUUCUGAGCCAAAGGAGGAUGCAAGUUGGAAAAUACAGAAGCUGA